Molecule: messenger RNA, 579 nt
Organism: Lathyrus oleraceus (garden pea)
Lineage: Eukaryota; Viridiplantae; Streptophyta; Magnoliopsida; Fabales; Fabaceae
Product: phosphopantothenoylcysteine decarboxylase subunit VHS3-like
Exons: 5
Coding region: 1-579 (192 amino acids)
Source: RefSeq, a predicted model, not a curated record
AUGGCUUUUUCUUAUGUGCAUAGUUUCGAACGGUAUGAAACACAGUUAAAUUUCUUUGCAUAUUUAACAUAUUUUCUAGAUAUUAGUAAAAAGAAUGCAGGUAAUAGGAGCAAGCAAAAGUUUAUGCAUCGUGUAGAACCAACAAAUUUUGCUAGAAUUCAUGCAAAAUUGCGAGCAAAAAAGGAUGGAGAAGAAGUCACUCAAGCUGAAAUGUUUAUUGAAACUCGAAAAAGUCGCAAGGGAAAACAAGUGGAUGGGGAAACCCAAUUUGCUAUUGAUAAACUUCAAGAAUCUAUUGAAAACUCAGUUGAAGCUGGAACACAAGCAUUUCAAUCAUUGUUUGGGAAAGAAAAGCCCGGUAGAGUUAGAAACAAAGAUGAUCCUCAAGAUGAACAAGAUGAUGAUCUUCAAGAUGACGAUAAUCUUCAAUAUAAUCAAGAUGAUGAUGAUCUUCAAUAUGGUCAAGAUGAUGAUGAUCUUCAAUAUGAUCAAGAUGAUAAUGAUCUUCAAUAUGAUAAUUUUCAAGAUGAUGAUUCUCAUGAACCUCAACACAAUGAAUAUGAUAAAGACCGCCAUUGA